AUGAGUGAAGGGCUGGUUCAAAAUUUUGAAUACAUAGCUGCCCACAUUAAAGAUUACAUUGAUGAAGACAAGUUAUUUUCUACAUUCGAAACCGAUGAUAUCAAAGAAAUCUUGAAAUACGCAACUCUUAAUGCAAAUGAUUUCAAUACUCUUAUGAAGCAAUCACAUUCUACAAUCAAAGCAAACAAAUUAUAUGUUUGUGCUCGAGAUACAAAGGUUUCUAUACAAAAUUAUGAAGAUGUCGUUUCAGUUUUGAAAUCAGUCAAGAAAUACAUGAAAAUCAGAAUCCUUAAUGGUGUCAUUAAUUUUUUAAAGCAAACACAAAAAGAAAAUUCUGAUUCAGCAGCGAAAAUACAACAACUUCAAACAGAAUUAUCAACAGUUCAAAAUCAAAAGCAAAAAAGUGACCAAGAACUCGAAUCACUUAAAACACAACUUAAUCAAACUAAAGAAGAUAAUACCCGAUUAAAGAAAGACCUCCAAGACAUAGAAACAAAAUUCAAUCAAAUCACAAAACAAAUCAAUCAAAUGCCUCAACAAACAAAUCAAAUAAAUCAACAAACAAAUCAAAUGCCUCAACAAACAAAUCAAAUGCCUCAACAAACAAAUCAAGAUGCAGAAAUUCUAAAGAAAAUUAUGGAAUUUAAGAAUUCAGAUAAGUUUUAUGAUAUAUACAAAUUCUUCGAUGAACUUUCAUCACAAGGAAAUCAAAAGAUGAUAUUAAAAGCAUAUCAAGAGGGACUUUGGAAAAAGACAUCUCCUAAACUUGGUAAAUUUGAUGAUGAAAAUAAUAUCUUUCAUUAUGCAAGUGAAAGCGGAAAUCUCAGACUUGUUAAAUAUCUGAUUCAAUGUGGCUGCGAUAAAGAAAUAAAAAGUAAAUGGCAAUUUACUCCACUCAUUUAUGCAUCAAGAGAAGGUCGUCUUGAUGUUGUUAAGUAUCUUAUCUCUAUUGGAGCUAAUAAAGAUGCAAAGGAUUAUGAAGGUAAGACUUCACUCAUUUGGGCAACAAUUUUUAAUCGUCUUGAAGUUGUUAAAUAUCUUCUCUCUAUUGGAGUUAAUAAAAAUGCAAAAGAUUCAAAAGGAUUGACUUCACUCCUUUGGGCAUGCAACCAUGGUAGUCUUGAAGUUGUUAAAUGUCUUAUAGCUGCAGGAGUUGAAAUGAAUUCAAAGAAUGCAUAUGGCUGGACUCCACUCUCUGUUGCACAAGAAAAAGGUCACCCUGAAGUUGUUAAAUAUCUUAGAGGAAAGUAA
Molecule: messenger RNA, 1251 nt
Organism: Trichomonas vaginalis G3
Lineage: Eukaryota; Parabasalia; Trichomonadida; Trichomonadidae
Product: ankyrin repeats (many copies)-containing protein
Exons: 1
Coding region: 1-1251 (416 amino acids)
Molecular function (GO): protein binding
Source: RefSeq, a predicted model, not a curated record